Molecule: messenger RNA, 1479 nt
Organism: Sphenostylis stenocarpa
Lineage: Eukaryota; Viridiplantae; Streptophyta; Magnoliopsida; Fabales; Fabaceae
Source: the annotation of a GenBank genome assembly
AUGGGAGCUCGUUGCUCUAAAUUCUCUCUCUGCUGGUGGCCUUCCCACAUGAAAUCAAACCUCCAUGAUUUGUCUGAUAAUGAUGAUGAUGGGAAGAGGAAUGAGAAGGAUCCUUGGGGAGGGUUCAGUGAGUACAGUUUGGAUCAGCUGAGAGUUGCCACCUCAGGAUUUUCACCAGACAACAUUGUCUCGGAACACGGUGAGAAAGCUCCAAAUGUUGUCUACAAAGGGAGGCUUGAAGAUGAUAAGUUGGUUGCUGUGAAGCGCUUCAACAAGUCUGCUUGGCCUGAUUCUCGACAAUUCAUAGAGGAGGCACGUGCUGUGGGGCAACUGAGGAAUGAAAGAUUGGCCAACUUGGUUGGGUGUUGUUGCGAGGGAGAAGAAAGAUUGCUUGUUGCAGAGUUCAUGCCCAAUGAAACUCUUUCUAAACAUCUUUUUCAUUGGGAAGCCCAGCCUAUGAAAUGGGCAAUGAGGCUGAGGGUGGCCUUGUAUUUAGCUCAAGCUUUGGAAUACUGCAGCAGUAAAGGAAGGGCAUUGUACCAUGAUCUUAAUGCUUACAGAAUUUUGUUUGAUCAGGAAGGCAACCCUAGACUCUCUUGUUUUGGACUCAUGAAAAACAGUAGGGAUGGCAGAAGCUAUAGUACAAAUUUAGCCUUCACACCUCCAGAGUACUUGAGGACAGGAAGAAUCACUGCUGACAGUGUAGUUUACAGUUUUGGCACCCUAUUGCUUGAUCUUCUGAGUGGAAAGCAUAUCCCACCUAGCCAUGCACUUGACCUUAUACGAGGCAAAAAUUUUCUGUUGCUGAUGGACUCAUGUUUGGAAGGCCAUUUUUCAAAUGAUGAUGGAACUGAGUUAGUGAGAUUAGCUUCACGUUGUUUAGAGUAUGAACCUCGUGAGAGACCAAAUGUUAAGUCACUUGUGACUGCUUUGACCCCUCUUCAGAAAGAAACUUCGGUACCGUCAUAUGUUUUAAUGGGCAUACCAGAUAGGAGUCUGUCAUCAGAGGAAACAGUUUCAUUAACACCUUUUGGUGACGCUUGUUCCAGAAGAGAUCUGACUGCAGUACAUGAGAUUUUGGAUAAGGUGGGCUACAAGGAUGAUGAAGAUGUUGCGAAUGAGCUUUCUUUCCAAAUGUGGACAAAUCAAAUACAAGAAACUCUAAAUUCUAAGAAGCAAGGUGAUUCUGCUUUCCAUGCUAGAGACUUAUCUACAGCCAUCGACUGCUAUACACAAUUCAUCGAUGGUGGAACCAUGGUGUCACCUACCGUGUAUGCCAGGCGCUGCUUAUGCUACCUGAUGAAUGACAUGGCACAAGAAGCACUUGGAGAUGCCAUGCAAGCUCAAUCAAUAUCUCCCACCUGGCCCACUGCAUACUAUCUUCAAGCAGCUGCUCUCUUCAGCCUUGGCAUGGACAAUGAUGCACAGGAAAGCCUUAAAGAUGGAACAACACUGGAAACCAGGAAGUAUAGAAACUGA